Molecule: messenger RNA, 9322 nt
Organism: Oncorhynchus keta (chum salmon)
Lineage: Eukaryota; Metazoa; Chordata; Actinopteri; Salmoniformes; Salmonidae
Product: tau-tubulin kinase 2-like
Exons: 14
Coding region: 504-4415 (1303 amino acids)
Biological process (GO): cilium assembly; peptidyl-serine phosphorylation; signal transduction
Cellular component (GO): cytoplasm; ciliary transition zone; nucleus
Molecular function (GO): ATP binding; protein serine/threonine kinase activity
Source: RefSeq, a predicted model, not a curated record
AUGAUUCAUAAUACACGUGCACUAGCGCUUUAAAGCCCACGCUCGUUCACAUAGCGAGCUGUUGCGAGGGGGAUAGGAUCGUGAACGCGCGUGCAGGCAGGCAGAUCAUCAGAGAAGAGUAGCUAACACGUCACGGAUCUGUAGCGAUCGAGAGAGAGAGAUGCUGAGGUGACAGCGAGAGAGAAGGAGAAAAGGGACGAUUCGAUAAAACUCAUAAUCCCUGCUGCUAAAUUCACAUGUGUGCGUGUGAACAUCAGCUGCAGAAUCAACACCACAUGGAUAACGCACCCACUAUGGAAUUCCACUCGAUGUCUCAACAUUCCAUCAAGACAAACAUAAAGGAUUUUUAGUAACCACACCCGGCUUCUUUCGGAUCAAGGAUUGGAGCGGCUAAGGUUUCCACAGGGUCCUGAUGCCCGGCACAAUCUAAUAAGGCCGGUCGUGGGUAGCAAGAGUCGCAGGGAAAGCCUAAAGGAAGCAGCAGUGAGUCCACCACCGGCGGAAUGAGUGCUACAGCAACAGAGCAAGCCGACAUCCUAACUGUGCUUGUCCUGGUCAAGGAACGAUGGAAAGUGGCAAAGAAGAUUGGUGGUGGGGGCUUCGGGGAGAUCUACGAGGCGUUGGACCUGCUGACCAGGGUCAGUGUUGCUCUGAAGGUGGAGUCGGCACUGCAGCCCAAACAGGUCCUCAAGAUGGAGGUGGCUGUCCUCAAGAAACUCCAGGGUAAAGACCACGUGUGUCGCUUUGUUGGGUGCGGCCGCAAUGAUCGCUUCAACUACGUGGUGAUGGAGCUUCAGGGUCGUAACCUGGCCGACCUGCGGCGGAGUAUGACGCGGGGCACCUUUACAAUCAGCACCACCCUGAGACUGGGACGACAGAUACUAGAAGCUAUAGAGAGCAUCCACUCUGUUGGCUUCCUGCACCGAGACAUCAAACCGUCCAACUUUGCCAUGGGCCGUUUCCCCAGUACCUGUAGGACCUGCUACAUGCUGGACUUUGGUCUAGCUCGCCAGUUUACUAACUCCUGCCAAGAGGUCCGACCGCCACGACCAGUAGCAGGGUUCAGAGGUACAGUCCGCUACGCGUCCGUCAAUGCACACAAGAACAAGGAGAUGGGUCGGCAUGACGACCUGUGGUCUCUCUUCUACAUGCUGGUGGAGUUCAUGGUUGGCCAGUUGCCAUGGAGAAAGAUCAAAGACAAGGAGCAUGUAGGGAAGCUGAAGGACACCUAUGACCACAGGCUCAUGCUGAAACACCUGCCUGCUGAGUUCACUGUCUUCCUGGAUCACAUCUCUAACCUGGACUACUUCACCAAACCAGACUAUCAGCUGCUGAUGUCAGUGUUUGACAACAGUAUGAAGACCUACAACGUGGUGGAGAAUGACCCGUAUGACUGGGAGAGGACUGGGUCUGAUGGCACUCUGAGCAUCAACGCCACAGCCACCACACCACAGCACCACACACGCCUCACGCCUGCACACAUGGGAAUGGCGAAUGCGUCCCUGGUCCCUGGGGACCUGGCGAGGGAGAACACAGAUGACGUGCUGCAGGACGAGCAGCUCAGUGACAAUGGGGAGAACAACCCUCCUCCAGACCGCCUCCCUGGAUCCCCCAGCAUGCCCCGGGCCAACCAGGAAGCUGACGUCUGGGAGAUGCUGGACCGUGACCGCAACCGCAUCAGGACAGCUGUCUGGAAGGCAGCCACAGAGGAGGAGCACAGCAACAACCAGGGGGGUCUCCAGAGCCCACACGCCAACCCCAGUCUGGGCUCUCCUGUCCGGGUACACUCUGAGAUGUUGGGGGCCUCCGGGCAGGACGGUGGUGGUCCUCUGCUCAGGAAGCUUCGUAACAUCCAUAGCUUUGAGCUGGACAGGAGGUUGACCCUAGAGGCCAAGCCCAGCCCUGAACGCUUCCUGGAGGCAUGCUCAGUGAAGCAGCAGGGUUGUGGGCAGGAGAAGGGGUCUGAGGUGGGCCAGGGUGUGUCUGUACCUGCUGUUGGUGCCACAGCUCUAGGUCGAGCUGGUGGUUCUGAAAGAGUCUGGCACUACGACGAGGAGUUCAUAUCUGGUGGUGGCACCAACGGUAGCUCGCCCAAACCUGUCUCCCCUCACUCCCCUGGCUCCCUGGAGCAAGGCGAGGGGGCACCCAGCAGCGGAGGCUUCGUGGCCCUCAACCUGAGCUCCGGCAGGGGUGAGGUGGACUCCAGGGAGUGGGUGAUGGUGGAGAGGCCCAGCGAGUCCCCAGGGACAGGAACUGGGGCGAAGGCUACGACCAGCCCCUCUGAGGAGGAAGAAGAGGACCUGGAGGUGCUGGAGGUACCCCUGGGGGCAGGGCAGGGGUCAAGGGGGAGCCCAAGUCCUGGUCAGGUCCAUGGGGACAGGAAUGGGAACCUCCAGGGGUCACCAGGGUCCAGGACAGGACCCCCUAGAGUGGACAGGCUGGAGCUGAGUGUGGGACACCCCCCUGGAAGCCUGCCCCCCAUCACCCCGACUAGCCCUGCUGAGGGCCUGGCUGAGGAAGUACUCACACAGCUCCCCACCUCUCCUCCGUCCCUGCCUGAGGAGGUUUUGGCCAGGACGUCCAGUCCUCUGCUCCUGCGUUCCCCCAGCCCGCACACCCAGACCCUCCUCACCACCCUGUCGGACCCCCUGCACCAAAGGGACCCUCCUGGAAUGAGGCACAGCUAUUCAGCCAACCACCAACAGCACCUCCUCCGUCCCACCUCCUGUUCCUCCUGCCACGCCUCCCUACCUCCACCACCUCACCCCGGUUCCGCCCGUAACCAAUCGCCCACGGGGCGCAGGAAACUGCCCGCGAUCCCGGCGGGUGCCGCCAACAGCAGGUUCCCUUCCGUUAUACGCAUCACACGUGCCCAACUUCAGCAGUUGACAGCUCAGCGGUCCCAGUCAGGCUCAGACAGUGCUCCACAUUGCCUCCUGCUGGAGAGACGAGGUGAAGCCGCAGCUGAGGCCAAGCAGCCGCAGGAUAAUACUGCUACCGCUGAUAUCCACUCCUCCCAGGGCCAGGAGCGCCUGCCCACCCCUAACCAUACCUUUACCCAGCCUGGCAGCCAGCCUGCCAGUCCCACCACUCUGCAUGACCUCCUGGCAGAUACCCUGGUCAACGGAGGAGACACCAACACCCAGACCCAUACCAAAGCGCACAGUCCUGUGCCAAGCCGAAUGUCUUCUCCUCACUCCCCUCGCUCUCCCGUUUCUCCUAAUUCUCCCCGUUCUCAUUCUCCACGCUCCCCCCGCUCCCCCCACAGCCCAGUAUUAGGGCUAGUCAACGGCCAUCUCUCUCCCCCAGCUUACGGCCAGGGGGAUGGCAGCAGUGGAGCCUUCCCAGAGCUGAAGGACCAUGAGAGUGACCAGCCCCGGCCAGACAAGGGAGAUGGGGUGGAGACCAGUGACCCAGCCCCAGCACUAACCCCCUCCUCCCUGCCCUCCGCCCCCCGUAGGGACCCCUCCCGCAGGCUGAGCCGUAUCCCUGUCCUGGAACCCUCCAGUCUGCUGGACCUCCUCCCCACUCCUGGCUCUGCCAUGGAGAAGCUGCUUCAGAAGAAAGCCCACCACCACCAGGGAGGAGGCCACCACCCAGCCCCCUCUCCCACAGCCUCUCCCUCUCUCUCCCACCGCGGCUCCAUGAUGGCCUCACUCCCUCGUGGGGAACAGCUGUCCUCCGGCUCGGACCGCUCUGAGACGGCCGAUGAGUCAUUUCUGGGGUCACGCUCCGACCGCCAGGGGGACGAUGCCCCCUCCCUGUCCUCCUCCUCCAGCCCCCUGUCCCGUAAGAGCAGGAUCCCUCGCCCUGUUAACCUUCCUAACCCGGCCACAGAGCAGGAGCGAGCUGCACAGUACCUACCACGCCCACCCCCGGGCAAGCCACCCAGUCGCCCUGCAGUGGAGGGCAGGCUGAGGCGUUACCGAAUUCGAGCGGGCAGCACCAGCGACUCAGACCUCCUUACCUGCCUGGCCCAGCUCAUGCACCAUGGUCAUGGUGGUGGUUCUGUCCGCGGCUCCCCCCACCACGGCCGCUCCUCAGCUCAGCACGGAGGCUCCCGGAUGGGCAUGUGUAGCCUGACCAGCUCCCCCCACCACCAUCACCACCGGAGCUCCAGCGCAUCUCCACGCAGCUCCUCCUCUCUACAACGCUCUGUCUCUUCCUCCCCCUCCCGCCACGAACACCGCGGGGGAGAGAGAGGAGGAGGAGGGGUUUGUUUCGGUCGGUCCCGAUCCCCUCCUAGCUUCUCCGGUUCCCCCCCUCCUCCUCGGCGCUCCUACCCUCACCACCAGGAGACUUGCUGCGGUCGCCAGGCCCGCACCGGCCCCUUCCACCAGCACGCCCCCAGGGGGAAAGUCUGCAGCCGCGAGGAAAGAGAGAGGAAGUGCUCCAGCAAGCUGAGCAGCAGAUAGUGGCCCACUGCUCCAGCUCUGGUCCAAGCCUGGCCCACAGGAAGCUCUGGGACUAUUUAUUAAAGCAUCUCAGGGUAGGAGCAGGUCCCCUAUGUCAUUGUAAUCUUAUUCAUGAAGUACGUAAAUAAUAAUAAGUCACUAAACUUAUCCUAGAUCAGCACUCCUAUCCUGAGAUGCUUUGCGAGUAGGCCCUGGGGGUCAGUGUUGUUGCCACAGCAGAGGGUGGGAUGUUCAUACAGACCAGACGAUCAUGAUGAGGAUCUGAGGCCUCUGUCAGAGAAUACUGAACUUAAUGCCCCCCUCUCCUCCCCGUUCAGUUUCUCCCCACACCCCGCUGUCCUCUUGUCUCUUUCACUUGUAAAAUCCUUCACUCUUUCUCCUCUUAUUCCUUCCAUUUUGUCAUCAUUUAAUCACUCAUUUAUAAGCCCUCUUUAAGCGGUCAUGCUUCAUGCAAAAAGUAUCCAGAUGCGUCAUGCUUUGUGUAAAAUGUAGGGGUACUUACUUCCCUCAUCUCCUCAGUGAAAGUGAACACACUUCAUUCAGAUUACCCUAGGACGCUCAUGGUGGAAAUUCAGUGGAUGAGCACUUGUGUAUUAUUCACAAACCAUUAUUAUAUUGGCUUGUUCUAUUGUGUUUCCUCUGUACUGGCCUAGGGAGCGCAGUGCAUAGCAGGCCUACAUGUAUGGCCAUGAAGCCCUUGAGAGAAAUGUACACUAUCUACAGAUCCUAUUUAUUUCUGUUUUGACGCUCCUGUCACACCAGUUACACUCUCCCUCUCUCUGUCUUUGACUUCAGAUGUACUGUAUAGCGAGGGUCCUUUAUUUCAAAGGCAUCUAAAGCAAUCGAUCGAUCAGUGAAAGAAGUGAUCAUUUUGAGCGAUCCUUCCUUUAAUACAAUCGUAUAGUGUGUGUGUGUGAGCUCACACACCUACUUGUGCCUACUGUGUUGAUUGAUUGAUUGGGGGAACCUAAAUGUCAAAGUAAGUGUGUGAUUGAAUACUAGUAACUGGGCCUUGAUUCCCUUUAUGCUCCUCUUGAGAAAGGAGUCUGACUUUGCGUCCUAAUUCUUUACCCUUCUGCCUUGGACGUAAAAGUAAUGGUGUAAGAAAUAUGAUGGCAACCCUCCCUAGCCUUGCCCAUGCUUACACCAAUCCAGCGAUUUUUAAAUGCAUGGAUGGGAGGGAACUGCACACUUGGGGAGAAUUGGGACACAGCCUGCUGAUAACUUUAUAACAGUAGUAGUGAAUACAAGGCAACGCUAAGUACUAAUGAUUAUUACUGUAUGAUAAACACUUGUCUUAAUUUGUGCCUUGCCUUGGCACUUUGGGCAGCUCCUGGUUUCACUACAAAGUAGGCUAUGAUUCUCAUUUUUACGAAAUGUCCCCCUGCAAAAAUUGUGCCAGCUUCAAAGACAGUCCUCUUCAUGUGAGUGUAACAUUAUAUUAUUCACCACAAGGAUAAGGAAGCAAAGUGAAUGGUUUUAUUUUAUUUAUUCAGACAUUAUUUUAAGAAAGAACAUUUUUAUUUAAGAUAUUAAAGGAAGGGAAUGUUUUAAACUAAAACUUCGAUAUCCUGUUUGUCUAAAUGUUAUGACAGGUCCAACAUUUAUGUCAAAUAAUGUCAUGCUAUUUAUUUAUACCAUAAAAAUAUCAUGUAUCGUAUACCAAAUCAGUGUUUCAAACUUCCCAAAGGAUAAAAAAAAAAAACAUGUGCAAGAAAAUGUUUUGUUUCUUCUGUAAUGACAUACUGUAUGUUGUGUGCACUAUUACCUCAGAGUUCAUGUAUUGUUUGAGAACCAACCACAUUUUCAAUGAACACUAUCAUUUAAAACCUCCCUCACCUGACCUUUCUUCUACCUUACUAAACCCCCCCCCCCUCCCCUCUAGCUUGAAAUCCAGAACCGGUUUUGUUCUGACAUUCCACUCCUUGUACUGCGUGUUAUUGCCCAACAUUGGAAUGAAAAGGAGUAGCAAGGAGUAGAAUGAUAGCAGAAACCGACUGAAACACGGGCUACCUCUCCCCACCACCUCUGCUUGUAAGAUACUGUAAUAUAACUAACCACUGCUUCCAGCACUAUUACUCCUUGCAUGCGCUGCCUACUAAGAAAAUAGAAAAACCAAACAAUCAACCAAUCAGUAAAGUAAGCAGCAUACCAGUUCCCAUAAUGCAUUGUGAAUGUCUGAAAGGGAAUUAUUCUUCUUGUUGGAUAGUACCGUAUGUAUUUUGGUUGGAAUAUUUAAUUUGUUUCGUUUUCCAUUUCUCAUCACAAUCUCGAUCACUCUUCACUCGUCCCACCUGGUCCACAGCAUUGAUCUAGCAUUGAUCUAGCUCUCCAAACGCUCAUAAUCCUAGGACUACUGCACUGACUGAUUCGGUAAUACUCCUGAAAAAGGAUGCUGGCGAAAUACCGACGGUAUCAUUUUUAAUACCGUUUAAAAAACAACAAAAAUUGUUUCUUUUUUUGGGGGGGGGGGCGUGCUACGCCACUGCUUAUAAAUAUAUGUUAAGUAUCGCUAUAAGAAAUCUAAAAUGUGUCAAAUAAAUGAUAUCCAGCUCAGGGCUCCAGCUAUGCAUUUAGUUUCCUAACUUGCUAGCUAAGUGGCAAGAUGUUAAGAUCAAGCUUCUUGGUUAUAACAGAGACAUUCAACUCCCUCCUGGAUCAAGAUCCCUGUUGCCUAAAUUGUUUUGUGCAUCAAAAACGGUAAGACGCUAUGAAAAUCUGGUUCCCACCCAAACCUUAUACAACCAAUAUGCCGUGGGAGAUAUCUGCUAUACCACUGCUCUAUGAGAUGGACUCCAUUGCUCUGUCAUGAUAUACAGUACUGUAUGUCAAGUGAGUUGUUUUACUUGGUCCAUUGUGAUAGAUUGUCUUGGUACUUGGCUGCAUACAGCCUGGUGGCGUUCCAGGUUGCUUACAUUGCAGACAAGCUGAUACAGAUCUGAUUCAACGUAGAUCUCUACAAAUGUGGGUGUAGUGUUUAACAUAGCGGGAACCCCAUCAAUCACUUAAUGAUCUGAUGAUCUAUGCAACAUGUGGGCAACCUUGAAAAACCCCUCUGUCUCACAGCGUCGUCACUAUCUGGCCAAGUUGCAAAGUCAUAAGCCCUAGCCUAUUUCUACAAGUUCUCUUUUUAAAAUCUGGUUUUAAACCUAACCUUAACCCUAACCUCAGUGCUGACCUUAUGCCUAACCUUCAAUUAAGACCAAAAAGCUAAUUUUGUUUUUCUGCAGCCUGCCCAUCUAGUGGGAACCGUUUCACAGAGCAGCUAUGAUAUGACUUAUCCCAAGGCUAGACACAGACAGUGUUCAGUCAGUCGGUCGCCUUAAAUCAUGUAUCUUCUCUUUCCUUGGCUGUGUAAGCAAGGGAUGACUGAACUGUCUCUGUCUGUUUGUCUACUCUGUGCGGAGGAUCACUCCACUGCUUAGCCACCAAGCUACUGUCAGGUUCUUCCAUAGACUGUAUAGGGUUCUCCUGAGUCCCUUUCCAUCCUUGAUAGGUGUGUUGUCCGUCCCGUCUUGCCUGCCUUUACAGAUCUGUGGAAAUGAUUUAUCCAGCAGAGUAUUGGUGUUUGCCUUUCAGAUGUAUAGCUUUUCUUUCUGUGGGCACCUCUGCUCUUAUUGGCCAAUUUGAUCCAAUCAAGUUGUCCAUUGACUGGACAGAAUGUUUGAAGUCACCGGCAGUAGCCAAUAGCCAUUUGACCACUGAGCUGUGUCUGGAUUCUGGAAUCAGAAAUGAGUUUGAAGGUGUUUUAAGGUGUAUGAUAAAGCUCUGUUUUUACAUCCAGAGAUUGUGAUACGAAUGUACAGUACAUAUACAGUAGUACCACACCAAGCAGUGAGUGAUCUUUUCAAUUCUAGGUUCUAUUCGGAACUUCCAUAAGCUAACUGACUUCAGCUGUAGUUGCUCAAAAUGUUUAAUAUAUAUACCUGUAAAAAGUUCAAUGUAUUUAUUUAAAAGGUCAUAUUGAUGAACCGUAACUUAUUGCUUCACUAAAGGCUUUAAUAGAAGGAAAGUGCUGAAGGAAUAAAGUGCUGCUGAUUUUGGGAAAAUAUCAUCAAUCCAUUCAUUAAUAUUUGCAUUGUAUUGUUAUUAUUGCACAAAAAGUGGUAUAUUUAAGCAGUAAGGCCUGGGGGGGGUGUGGUAUAUGGACAAUAUACCACGGCUAAGGUCUGUUCUUUUUAAGCACUACGCAAUGCGGAGUGCUUGGAUACAGCCCUUAGUAGUGGUAUAUUGGCCAUAUACCACAAACCCCCCCCUGUUGCCUUAUUGUUAUUAUAAACCGGUUACCAACAUAAUUAGAGCAGUAAAAAUAAAUGUUUUGUCAUCCCCAUGGUAUACAGUCUGAUACACCAUGGCUGUCAGCCAAUCUGCAUUCAGGGCUCAAAGCACCCAGUUUAUAAUGUUACUUUUUGGACUGAGAUUAUGAUUUGCCACUGACUGUAUGGUGGUGUGAUUGUGAAGGUGUCACAUGUGUCAUAGCCUACCUGUAUCUGUGGUCCAAUGAUUGUACUCAUUCAUGGCCACAGAUACUGUGUUUUUGGGCCAAAAGGCCAAAUGUAAAAAUGACGACAACAAAUUGAUUUAUUGAUGUAUUGGGUAGUGAUGCUCAUCGUUGAGACCCAUUGCCUGUGUGACUUCAGUUUUAGAUAUUUCUUGAAAUGUUUCACGUUUUAGUCCUGUGUUGCAAUGUAACGGUUUUGAAAUGUAUGUACAGUCACAAGGAAAGAAUGUAACUAGAGGAUCGACAUUGUACAUAACUGUAAUUAUGUAUGCUUAUUUUAUCAUUUGUACCAUAUCAAUGCCUUGUACAGUGUUUUUUUUUCUGUUCGUUUACAAUUAUUUUGUAUUUUAUUUUUAUAAACUGGUUAUAAAUAAAAUACUCAUUCAGCAUGCAGAAAACACCUAAA